Biomphalaria glabrata is the source of this 774-nucleotide messenger RNA. RefSeq lists its product as uncharacterized. The record is from RefSeq and is a predicted model, not a curated record. Bases 1 to 774 code for a protein of 257 amino acids. Lineage: Eukaryota; Metazoa; Mollusca; Gastropoda; Planorbidae. The transcript has 2 exons.
AUGGAGGGCCUGGACGUGUAUCUGCAUGUGUCUGGUGACGAGGGCCUGGACGUGUAUCUGCAUGUGUCUGGUGACGAGGGCCUGGACGUGUAUCUGCAUGUGUCUGGUGACGAGGUCCUGGACGUGUAUCUGCAUGUGUCUGGUGACGAGGGCCUGGACGUGUAUCUGCAUGUGUCUGGUGACGAGGUCCUGGACGUGUAUCUGCAUGUGUCUGGUGACGAGGGCCUGGACGUGUAUCUGCAUGUGUCUGGUGACGAUGGCCUGGACGUGUAUCUGCAUGUGUCUGGUGACGAGGUCCUGGACGUGUAUCUGUAUGUGUCUGGUGACGAUGGCCUGGACGUGUAUCUGCAUGUGUCUGGUGACGAUGGCCUGGACGUGUAUCUGCAUGUGUCUGGUGACGAUGGCCUGGACGUGUAUCUGCAUGUGUCUGGUGACGAUGGCCUGGACGUGUAUCUGCAUGUGUCUGGUGACGAUGGCCUGGACGUGUAUCUGCAUGUGUCUAGUGACGAGGGCCUGGACGUGUAUCUGCAUGUGUCUGGUGACGAUGGCCUGGACGUGUAUCUGCAUGUGUCUGGUGACGAGGGCCUGGACGUGUAUCUGCAUGUGUCUGGUGACGAUGGCCUGGACGUGUAUCUGCAUGUGUCUGGUGACGAUGGCCUGGACGUGUAUCUGCAUGUGUCUGGUGGGCCGGAUUUAAGUAGGUGGAGGCCACGGAGCCGGAGUUUUAGUCGAGGCCCUACAGUUUAUCGAAAGCUUUACUACAAAUGCACUUAG